AUGUUUGUUACCAGAUCUCACUCUGGCACUCUCCACAAUAUGGCGGAUAACUGCGAGUAUGUCGCCAAUUUUCCUAAACUUGAGGAUUUAUGCGUUCAGUUCAUCCGUGUUAAUGUGAAAUACUGGAAACCAGAACAAUUUUUAGGUAAAAUUUCAUGAUUUCUUUAACCAAUCCGUGGUAAAAUAGCAAUUAUUUUUAUGAUGUGCCGAACAGUGAAACCACUAUAUUCUGUUUCCAGAUCUUGUGCUUAUAUCCAAAUUUCAAAUUUUCCAAUAUGAUUUCUCGUAGUUCUUGUUGCUAUAUUAUAUAGAAGCUUUCAAUUUUCAAAAUGGCUUGCUCACAGGUUGUUCAUUAGUUUAAGAUUGAACUUGUCUGUAAUGCUAUUCCUGUUUUUUUUUUCCAAGGAAUUCCAGGACAUGUUCUCCUACCAAUUUUGGAAAACCUUGAUCCUCUAGAGAUUGAGAAACUUGAAGGCUCCAGUAUUUUCAAAGCAAUGAGU
Messenger RNA from Porites lobata, 500 nucleotides. NCBI's taxonomy places the organism in Eukaryota, Metazoa, Cnidaria, Anthozoa, Scleractinia, Poritidae. The record is from the annotation of a GenBank genome assembly.